AUGGCGUGCAAAUUGAUGAGGAUGUUGAUAACAAAAAAGCCAUUUAUCGUUCUUAUAUUUCUUACACCGGUUGUAAGUUCAUCUUCAAUUGAUCCCUUGGCAAAGGGUCCUAUUGAGACCUUUGGUCGAAAACCUGCAGAAGCUUUCUCAAACAACUUCAAGUAUGAAUAUCCUUGGAGCUACGAUGGAAGUUUUCAGGAAGCUAUAAAGAAAAUUAUCAUAAUGGCUCAGUGCUUUGGAGUAUUGCCCGUAAUUGGUGUUACUUCGAAAAGUCCUAGUAAUAUGAGAUUUUCUUGGCUCAGUUUUCGGACAAUUUACAGUAUCGUCGCCUUUAUAGCCACUGGGUUCUAUACAGCGAUUGUAGUACAUUACAGUUUGAGUUCAAAAAUUGAAUUUGUGAAAGUUGUUCCAGUCAUUAACUAUACAUCGAAUUUUUAUAUACUUUAUGCCUUUAUAAAACUGGCUAAGAAAUGGCCAGCACUGAUGGAAGAGUGGAAAAAGGCAGAAAUGAGCUUUAGUCCCUCUCAAAAUAUUCAGGUGAAAAGAUAUCUGAAGAAGAAGAUAUAUAUUAUGAUAAUUGGCGUGAUGGGAUAUUGUCUAGUUGAUCAUGCUCUUUCUCUGGCCACCCUCGUGCACUACAUUAAUGUCUGUCCAAAGAAGGGUGAUCCUAUGUCAUCUCUGUUCAAACAAGAAUUCGCCCAACUCUUCUCAUACACCAAGUAUUCAUUAGAAAAGGCAAUCUGUGCUCAGGUUAUCAACUUGAUCAACGUAUUAGUGGCAAACUACAUGGAUUGCUUCGUGAUGGUAAUCAGCAUAGGGCUGUCGACUGGAUUUAAAAAGAUAAAUAACCAAUUGGUGGCCUACAAAGGUAAAGUGGUAUCAGAGGAGUUCUGGCAAAAGCAUCGAUCUGCCUAUCGACGGAUGUGUGAUCUUUGUGAGACUGUUGAUAAUCACAUAAGUCAUAUAACUCUUGUGUCUUUCUCCAAUAAUUUAUUCUACAUUUGCGUCCAACUUCUCAACAGUUUAAAUACCAAAGAUUCCAUCACUCAAAUGUUCUACUUCUGGUUCUCCUUGAUCUUCCUUCUUGUUCGCACUUUGGGCAUAUCUCUCUAUGCUGCGGAGAUAAAUGAAGAAGCCAAAGUACCUAUACAGAUAUUUCGGGUGGUUCCACGAGAAUCCUGGUGCUUAGAGGUCAAGAGAUUCUACGAGGAAGUGACCAAUGAUACCAUUGCCUUAUCUGGAAUGAAGUUUUUCUAUCUAACGAGAAGACUCGUACUUAGUGUAGCUGGAACAAUCGUCACCUAUGAGCUGGUUCUCUUGCAGUUCAAUCAGGACGAAGAAAUAAAAAAUACUGACCGCUGUCGUCCAAUUGAAAUGGCAUAGAUCACACAGAUUUAUUAACUGCUCCACGACGACUCCCAAUUAAGUGGAAUUAGAGCAUAAAGUGCUUCAGUGGAACAACAUCAUCGAACAUGUCCCGCCCACAAGUCACAAAAUUGAUCGCGAUCUUAUAAUUUUAAAUUGGAGUUGAAAUUUUCUAUGCUAAUUCACACUAGAUCGAAGAUAGGGACACACAAGAAUACGUUUUGGGAGUAAAUCAAUGAGGUUUUUCAUAGAAUUCUAAAUUAUUGAUUAAUAUUGAAUUCAUUCAUUUAUUAGACAGAUAAGAAAACCAAUUAGUUUAAAUCAAAU
Phlebotomus papatasi is the source of this 1692-nucleotide messenger RNA. Its product is annotated as gustatory receptor for sugar taste 64e-like. The transcript has 5 exons. Gene Ontology annotation, molecular function: sweet taste receptor activity. The record is from RefSeq and is a predicted model, not a curated record. Gene Ontology annotation, cellular component: membrane. NCBI's taxonomy places the organism in Eukaryota, Metazoa, Arthropoda, Insecta, Diptera, Psychodidae. Gene Ontology annotation, biological process: sensory perception of sweet taste; detection of chemical stimulus involved in sensory perception of taste. The coding region runs from base 1 to 1383 and encodes 460 amino acids.